Messenger RNA from Seminavis robusta, 738 nucleotides. NCBI's taxonomy places the organism in Eukaryota, Bacillariophyta, Bacillariophyceae, Naviculales, Naviculaceae. The record is from the annotation of a GenBank genome assembly.
CACAAAAUCAAAUCCUCACAGUUUCAAAAGUUUGCUGCCUUGUCUUUACUCCUGGAAGAUCCAGAUCAUCACGAUGGGCCUUUUCUCUGAUCCUGCCGCCACUCAUGCCUCUAUUGUCAUGCCAGAAGACAUGCUGAGUCCUUCCAAGAAGAGCCCAUCGAGUCGAAGGAUGCGUCGAUCAUCUACUUUGGCUCCCAGUUCCAAGAAGCAUCCCAUGAGAAUGCGCCGCAACGCCACUUACGACAAUGUGUCCCGACUUCCCACACUGCCCGACAAUGGUGAGAGCACUGGAACCAACAACUCUAUCUUUAGCAAGAGAGCUUCUGGUGCUAGCUUGAUGCGUUCCAGUGUCAGUACAAGACGCAUCAGUACUUCCAGCAACGCCAGCUCUUUGGAUGCAUCCUUCUCCAUGAAUGAUCACUUGGGGCAGAUGGAAGAGUUCCUCCAAGUUAUCAGCAGCAAGGGACAGCAAGAACGAGAACAGAUCCUCAGAGAUUGUGUCAUCCACAAGCAGCAGGCAACAAGGAAGUAAAAAGACAACAAACACACAGGCAGACAGAAAGUAGACGUCGCCACAAGCAACGAGAUAGCCACCAUGGAAGAUCAAAGCAGUUUUGGGUGCAAUUUUGGAAUGUCAGCAGCGAAAGCCCCCACUUCAUGGUCAGCGGCUAAGAUACUUGAUACAUACAUAGUUCUACUUGUUUCGUUAGUAUUAAUACUCGGAAUCAAAACAUAGGA